Molecule: messenger RNA, 2167 nt
Organism: Daucus carota subsp. sativus
Lineage: Eukaryota; Viridiplantae; Streptophyta; Magnoliopsida; Apiales; Apiaceae
Product: cytochrome P450 710A11
Exons: 1
Coding region: 430-1938 (502 amino acids)
Biological process (GO): sterol metabolic process
Molecular function (GO): monooxygenase activity; iron ion binding; oxidoreductase activity, acting on paired donors, with incorporation or reduction of molecular oxygen
Source: RefSeq, a predicted model, not a curated record
UGAUAUAUAUAUAGUAUAAACCAACAAGCGAGGCAAACAAUUAAAUGAACCACGCUUGUCAAUGACUAUCCCAGUGACCGUUUCAAAUAUUUUAUUAUAUAAUCUUUUUGACAAUUUUCUUCUUCACUCCUCUCGUUUCAUGUCCUUCACACUUUUCUCCCUCCCCCUCUCUCUCUUAUCUGUCUCUGUUUCAGACUAGAACAGCAGCCAGCUAGGUCAUUUUUAAGCAGCUUAAACCAUCUCUCCCUCAAUCUCUCCCUUAUCUGUCUCUCAAUCUCUCUCCCAACCCUCUCUCCCCUGUCUGUCUCUCAAUCUCUCUCCCACCCUCUCUGCCCUAUCUGUCUCUCAAUCUCUCUCCCACCCCCCCAUCUCCCUUAUAUCUCUCUCCCACUCCCUCUCUCCCAUCUCUCUCUCCUAAUCUCUCCCAAAAUGAAUAUUUCAUUUUGGGAAAUACUCGCUACUCUCACACCCUACCUCCUCUCCAUACUCACCUUCCUCAUUUUCCUGGAACAAAUCACCUACUUAAAGAAAAAGUCCACCAUUCCAGGCCCUAAUCUAGUCUUUCCUUUCCUGGGCAACGCCAUUCCCCUGGUACGCAAUCCUACCAAGUUCUGGGACAUUCAAUCUCUUCUCGCUAAAUCCACCCCCCAAGGCAUUUCCGCCAAUUAUAUCAUAGGCAAAUUCAUCGUCUUCAUCCACAGCACCGAUCUCUCUCACAAAAUCUUCGCCAAUGUACGCCCUGACGCAUUUCACCUCGUCGGCCAUCCCUUCGGCAAAAAACUCUUCGGUGAACACAACCUGAUUUACAUGAUGGGCCAAGACCACAAGGACUUACGACGUCGUAUCGCGCCUAAUUUCACACCCAGGGCUUUAUCCACUUACACUCAUCUCCAACAAGCUAUCAUUCUGAAGCACCUCAAAUCAUGGCUAUCCGAAGGAAAUAAAGUUACUUCUGUUCCGAUUCGCAUCAUGUGCCGAGACAUGAAUCUCGAAACAUCUCAGAAAGUAUUCGUCGGUCCAUAUCUAUCUAUUGAAGCUCAGGAGCGAUUCAAUUACGAUUACAAUUUCUUCAAUGUUGGCUUGAUGAAGCUCCCGAUUGACUUACCAGGAUUCGCGUUCAGGAACGCUCGGCUCGCUGUUUCGAGGCUAAUCGAGACGCUAGCUGGCUGCGCCGAACUGAGUAAGGAGAAAAUGAAAGGCGGAGAUGAGCCGACUUGCUUGAUUGACUUCUGGAUGCAAGAGACGCUCCGUGAAAUCGAGUCGUCUACGGAGAAAUCGCCGCCGCAUUCGAGUAAUCUCGAAAUCGGCGGCCACAUUUUCGAUUUCCUCUUCGCCGCGCAGGACGCGUCGACGUCGUCUCUGCUCUGGGCGGUGACGCUGCUCGACUCGCACCAGGACGUGCUGGAGAAGGUCCGCCGCGAAGUCGCCGGAAUUUGGACGCCGGAGUCGGGGAAGUACAUAACGGCGGAGCAGCUGAGGGAAAUGAAGUACACGGAGGCGGUGGCGCGUGAGGUGAUCAGACUGAAGGCGCCGGCGACGAUGGUCCCACACAUUGCUGGCGAGGAUUUCGCGUUGACCAAAGACUACACAAUUCCCAAGGGAACCAUCGUGUUCCCAUCUGUUUACGAGUCAUCGUUUCAAGGAUUCCCUGAGCCGGACCGGUUCGACCCGGACCGGUUCAUGCCAGAUAGGCAAGAGGAUAUUGUGUAUAAACGUAACUUUCUUGCUUUUGGGGCCGGGGCCCAUCAGUGUGUGGGCCAGAGAUACGCUUUAAACCAUCUCGUCUUGUUUAUUGCAAUGUUUACAUCGUUGAUUGAUUUUAAAAGGGAUCGAACGGACGGCUGCGAUGAUAUCAACUAUGUGCCAACUAUUUGUCCCAAGGAUGAUUGUAGAGUUUUUCUUUCCAAACGGUGCACAAAAUUUCCGGAUUUGAAAUGACUGUUCUACCCUUGGUGAGGGGUAUAUUGGUGUGGCUAGGGAGUGUUGUUUUAUUGUUCUUUGUAGGGGUGUAUUGGUCCAGUUGGGGAAAAACACGUGGGGUCGGGUCAAAGAUACGUCGGUUUUGUAUUCGUAUUCAAUUAUCAGUUGUGAAACAUGUAAUUUACUGAUUUCAUGUAAUAAUAAAGUUUUAUGUCCAAAAUUUAAUGUUACCAUAAUUGUUUGAAGA